Sycon ciliatum is the source of this 2085-nucleotide messenger RNA. RefSeq lists its product as uncharacterized. The transcript is spliced from 5 exons. The record is from RefSeq and is a predicted model, not a curated record. The coding region runs from base 173 to 1363 and encodes 396 amino acids. NCBI's taxonomy places the organism in Eukaryota, Metazoa, Porifera, Calcarea, Leucosolenida, Sycettidae.
UCCGUAGACCUACCACUACGUUAUACUGACUGUAUGCAGACUGCGGAGAGUGACAGAGACACUGCGGCCCGGCGGAAGACGUGCGAAGAGGCGCCGAGCGGUCGAUGCAAUUAUUUUUAGUUUGCAGUUCCACCCGGCCUGGUGUUGUGCUGUUGUGAUCGCAUCGUGUGCAAUGCAUUCGCAUAGGUUCGAGGAGGCGAUGCGAGAUGCCGAACUGCUGGAGCUACCCGGUCAACUGCAGGCGAUGAGCAUCAAACACCGACAGGAGAACAACAAGCCUCCCGUAUUCCAGCGCCUGCAGCGGUCGCCAGCGACGAAUGUGUCGUCGUGGGAGUACGGCCGUUGGUAUCCGGGACACUUUGCCAAGCGCGAAGAGGCCUUGUGCUAUCAGCCAGGGAGACGCCUAGGCUCUAGUGUUCCGUCUAAGGGUCAUUCUCGCCACAGCUCUAAACAUAACGGACACCAUCAUGCUGCGGCGGGUCGUAACUGUCGAUCGGCGAAUGACGAUGUGUGCGGUCGCUGCCAGUGCUGCGAAGAUAAUCAGUUUUCAAAAUGGGGCUUACCAGAGCGGUUUCAGGGUGAUAUGCGGUACACGCCGGAAAGUCCGCAGAACGUGCAGAACGGGUGGCAAGUCGCCGGCGCACCCAGGCACUAUUACUCGCCCCCGCUCUCUGGGCACGGCAGCGGUGCGGGCAGCAGAAACAGUCCCCUGUGCUGCUGCAAUUGUCACCGCACCGGCCUGGUGAAGUACAGCAGCAGCAGGCGCGGCCACUCGGCGGCCAGCAUUCCAGCCGGCACACAAAAUCCACACCUCAGCUCCAUGGCUACAUGGCUGAAGGGUGCCUCGAAAGCAGAGGCUGAGGCUGCAAUGGAUAUUCUUCAGGAAAAGCUGGGCCAGCGUUCCGAUCUGUAUCACACCAACUUUUUCCACGGCCCCGGGACGCAGAAACCACGCGAUCUUGAGUUGAUCCCCAGCAGAGUGAAGCGGCAGAUACGUGAAGAGAGAACUGAGGCCUGGAAAAAGCACCAAAUGCAGCCCAAAGACAACAUUGACAUGCUCCCUGAUCCAAAGAAGACCGGCACAUUCCUGCCGCCGCCAUGCAGACAUAAUGCCUGCAUAGUGGAAGUGCAGGCCGGACAGAACUCGACGAAGGCCUCGAACGGGAAAUCUGGACAGGGCACUGGCGCCGACCAUGUGUCAUCGGCAACUCGCUACGGCGGGCUGUAUCACAGGCCGGAGAAAAAUUGGUCAGGAGAGCCGAGCAACGUCCAGUCUCACUUCUUGCAAGCGCAGGCCGAUCACCUCAGACCACUAGAAUACAGCCUGCAUCCCAAUUGGGGUCUGGACCGCAUCCCAGAGUAAUGAACUGCGCCUCAAUCUCACGUCCUUGGCGUUGUCCAGUGCGUUUCAAAACGGUUUCCUUUUGAACUGUGUAUGCGAUCAACUACAAAACCCGACCAACUAUUCAUGUGCAGCUAAUCUUUUGUAAGAUUGUAAGCUGGUGGCAACGCGGAUGUGUAAAAAACGUUACUUACUUUAAUGUUUUGUUGUUUACUGACCAACACACUUCUGUAUUGUACUGAAAUUCAUCUUGUUGUCGUGCAAGGUACCAGACCCAAUUUUUAAAAGGCUUGUAUCUGCUUGCCCAUAGAAAAUCGACACCUCCCAAUGAUUUUCCGAUUUGUUUUAACUUGGUGCAUAGGCAUAGACUUUGGACAUUUUUUCCGUAAUUCAAUUAUGUCAUGAUGACUGAUUUGUGUUGCAUGUAAAUAGGAGCAGAGGUACAUCAAACAGCAUGGAGUACAAUGGAACAAGUUCUCAAGUAUCCACUUAGUACCUUGCCUAUCCAGAUUGAGGCAGGACCCAGACCCACAGCCAAAAGCUGGCAGCUGGACCACACAACUCAACUACACUCUACACGUAUGUUGCACGUCUGAUAAACAAACCCCUUCUGCUAUGAGCAUACUGAGAGAGCCAUGCAUGGGAACUCCGGGUGCUGUUCAUGCUAUGCCUACACACCUACUAUACAUGGUAGCUUCUUCAAGUAGUGUCCAGCACACGGUCUAAAUUCAUUGCGCCAACAU